AAAUAUUAUAUAUAUAUAGGCUAGGCCCGCGGGCUUGUUUGCUUCUAAUUUGGCUUAGGCCUGGCCUUUUUACUAAAUAUAAAUAGGCUAUAAUUCUUCCUUCACCACUAUAAUUCAUCCUCAGCUCCAAUAUAAAAGCCAUAAGUGAUCCGUCGUCUUAGAGCGAAGCUAGGCUAGCUAGGGUUUUCAGGGAAGAAAGUGUUUUCAGGGGAAUUGCAAAAAUGAGUACUAUGAAGAAGUUUUGCCCUAAAUGCAACAACGAAAACCAACUGUACCCAAAGGAAGACGAAGCUUGGAAGAUCCGCGUUUAUGCAUGUCGCACCUGCGAUCACCAGGAGGUUGCUCAACAUUAUGUCGUAGCUGCAAAUCGAAAAGAUCUAAGACUCAUCUAUUCAAGACUGGCGAUCUGUCCUAAAUGUGAUCGUUUGGGUGCUGAAUUCUUUCCGUUAACUACUAGCAAGGGAAGAGUUGUAGGGCUGUCUUUUAUUUGCAACAAAUCGGAUUGCGGCCACAGAUACUGGGAUGACGACGAGAAGGCGGAAAAGUAGAAGUAGUAGGAAUGUCUUGUAUUUGCUGCAACACGGAUUGUCUCCACAGUUUCUAUUCUAGGACGAUGACUUACGAUGACACACUAGCUAGGAAUAAUGUGGUUUUAAAUAUUAAAGUAUACCAUUAUUAUUGACAUGGUUUUAUUUAAUUAAUCUAUGAUGAAAUUAUUAUCAUCAUACUUCAUACUUACUCUAUAUUAUAGCAAAAUGUUUUUGCCAAUCAUUGUUUCCCGCCCAUAAGAAACUUCGUAGUUUUGUAUAUAUAAAAACGUUUCAUAGCUUAAUAGAUGAAGUAAUCUGAUUUGUCAUAUUUAAUGUA
Molecule: messenger RNA, 867 nt
Organism: Ipomoea triloba (trilobed morning glory)
Lineage: Eukaryota; Viridiplantae; Streptophyta; Magnoliopsida; Solanales; Convolvulaceae
Product: DNA-directed RNA polymerases II, IV and V subunit 9A-like
Exons: 4
Coding region: 222-548 (108 amino acids)
Biological process (GO): DNA-templated transcription
Source: RefSeq, a predicted model, not a curated record